Molecule: messenger RNA, 3514 nt
Organism: Mugil cephalus (flathead mullet)
Lineage: Eukaryota; Metazoa; Chordata; Actinopteri; Mugiliformes; Mugilidae
Product: NACHT, LRR and PYD domains-containing protein 3-like
Exons: 15
Coding region: 233-3514 (1093 amino acids)
Molecular function (GO): protein binding
Source: RefSeq, a predicted model, not a curated record
UCAGUUUACUGGACUGAUCGUAGAAAGACAACAACUGAUAGUAGAAGACAGAAAGUGGACUCAUAACAACAGCAUCUGAUAUGAGUCAGAAAAUAAGAACCAGUCACUGGAGGAGCAGCUGAUGUUUUUACAGCAGAAAUGAUGUCAAGGGUUUGAUGUUCAGGUGAAUGAUUUGUGUUUCCUCUGCAGGUGAAGGUAGAAAGUGUGUGUGAGCUGAUGUGAAUCCAGCAGAAUGGAUCGGUGUGAGGACAGAGAGAAGGGAGUCCCUCCCUCUAAAACCACUCUGAGUGGAGAACGUGAGAACCAGACCAGAGAUCAGAGGAAUGAACCUGAACCUGAACCCAGUGGUGUGUCCUUAAAGAGCUACAAGUCAAAUGACAGUAUCACUGAAUAUAAACAAAAACUAAGGUCCCAUAAGAGAGCAGACUCUCUUGAACCUGGUCCCAGUUGUGUGUCCUUCAAGAGCGACAAAUCAAUGGGUCGCUUCAUUACUUUUGAACAAAAGCAGCCUUCUGCUACAAACAGAACAAAGCAGCAGUUCAGACCAGAGACGCCUGAAUCUGAACCUGGUCCCAGCUGUGUGUCCUUCAAGAGCGACGAUUCGAUGGGUCGAGACGUUGAUUUUAAACAAGAACAUCCUUCUGCUGUAAAGAGGAGGAAGCUGGAAAAUCAAACUCCACCUGAACCCAAAGCCAGCAGGGCGUCUAAGAAGAGAGGAUGGACUGAGAAGGAAGAUAAGAUAUCAAGGAAAAGGAGUCACUCUGUGGAUCGGAUAAUGAAGCAGCAGAGUUUAAAUGUUCUCAGUGAUCAGUCUGUUCAUCAGCAUCAAACACAGCUGGACUCCAUAUUUAAGUCUGGUUCUCAUUCAGACAGUUUUCUGAAUUUCCCGAGGAGAAUGAAGCAGGAGGAGCUGGUUGAACAUCUGCAGAUCAGACACUUUGCUGAAGUUUGUCAACGUGAACUUAAAUCUAGUCUGAAGGAGAAGUUCCAGUGUGUGUUUGAGGGGAUUGCUAAAGCAGGAAACUCAACUCUUCUGAAUGAGAUCUACACAGAGCUCUACAUCACAGAGGGAGAGACUAUAGAGGUCAAUGAUGAACAUGAGGUCAGACAGAUUGAAACAGCAUCCAGGAAACUAGUCAGACCAGAAACAACCAUCAGACCAGAAGACAUCUUUAAAGCCUCACCUGGAAGACAGAAACCAAUCAGAAGAGUGAUGACAAAGGGAGUGGCUGGCAUUGGGAAAACAGUCUUAACACAGAAGUUCACUCUGGACUGGGCUGAAGACAAAGCCAACCAGGACAUCCACUUCACAUUUCCAUUGACUUUCAGAGAGCUGAAUGUGUUGAAAGACAGAAAGUUCAGCUUGGUGGAACUUGUUCAUCACUUCUUCACUGAAACCAAAGAAGCAGGAAUCUGCAGCUUUGAAGAGUUCCAGGUUGUGUUCAUCUUUGACGGUCUGGAUGAGUGUCGACUUCCUCUGGACUUCCACAAGACUGAGAUCCUGACUGAUGUUACAGAGUCCACCUCAGUGGAUGUGCUGCUGACAAACCUCAUCCUGGGGAAACUGCUUCCCUCUGCUCACCUCUGGAUAACCACACGACCUGCAGCAGCCAAUCAGAUCCCUCCUGAGUGUGUUGACAUGGUGACAGAGGUCAGAGGGUUCACUGACCCCCAGAAGGAGGAGUACUUCAGGAAGAGAUUCAGAGAUGAGGAGCAGGCCAGCAGCAUCAUCUCCCACAUCAAGACAUCACAAAGCCUCCAUAUCAUGUGUCACAUCCCAGUCUUCUGCUGGAUCUCUGCUACAGUUCUGGAGGAUGUGUUGGAAACCAGAGAGAGAGGAGAGCUGCCCAAGACCCUGACUGAGAUGUACAUCCACUUCCUGGUGGUUCAGACCAAAAGGAGAAUGGAGACAGACUGGACAGAAAGACAGAGACAACAGAAGAUGGUUGGGUCUCUGGGAAAACUGUCUUUUGUUCAGCUGCUGAAAGGAAACCUGAUCUUCUAUGAAUCAGACCUGACAGAGUGUGGCAUCGAUAUCAGAGCAGCCUCAGUGUACUCAGGAGUGUUGACACAGAUCUUUAAAGAGGAGAGAGGACUGUACCAGGACAAGGUGUUCUGCUUCGUCCAUCUGAGUGUUCAGGAGUUUCUGGCUGCUCUACAUGUUCAUCGGACCUUCAUCAACUUUUCUGUCAAUCUGAUGGAAGAACAGAUAACUUGUCAGAAGACUAAAAUGUCUUCCCAACUAAAUCUGACACAUCUCCACCAGAGAGCUGUGAACAAAGCCUUACAGAGUCCAAAUGGACACCUGGACUUGUUCCUCCGCUUCCUCCUGGGUCUUUCACUGGAGACUAAUCAGACUCUUCUACGAGGCCUGAUGAAACAGACAAAAAGCUCAAAGACUAGUGAGGAAACAGUCCAUUUCAUCAAGAAGAAGAUCAGUGAGGAUGUGUCUGUAGAGAGAAGCAUCAACCUGUUCCACUGUCUGAAUGAACUGAAUGAUCGUUCUCUAGUGGAGGAGAUCCAACAGUCCCUGAAAUCAGGACGUCUCUCCACUGAUCAACUGUCUCCUGCUCAGUGGUCAGCUCUGGUCUUCAUCUUACUGUCAUCAGAAAAUAUUCUGGAUGAGUUUGACCUGAAGAAAUACUUUCCUUCAGAGAAAGCUCUUCUGAGGCUGCUGCCAGUGGUCAAAGCCUCCAACAAAGCUCUACUCAGUGGCUGUAAACUCUCAAAAAGAAGCUGUGAAGCUCUGUCCUCAGUUCUCAGCUCCCAGUCCUCUAAUCUGACAGAACUGGACCUGAGUAACAACAACCUGCAGGAUUCAGGAGUGGAGCAGCUGUGCACUGGACUGGAGAGUCCAGACUGUAAACUGGAGUCUCUGAGAUUGAUUCGUUGCAGUUUGUCAGAGAUGUGCUGUGAUUCUCUGGGUUCAGCUCUGAAGUCCAACCCCUCCCAUCUAAAACAUCUGGAUCUGAGUGAAAACAGUCUCAAGGAUUCAGGAGUGAAGCAUCUGUGUGGUUUUCUGGAGUGUCCAGACUGUAGACUGGAGACUCUGAGACUGAGUUACUGCAGUUUGUCAGAGAUCAGCUGUGAUUAUCUGGUCUCAGCUCUGAAGUCCAACCCCUCCCAUCUGAAACAUCUGGACCUGAGUCAAAACAACCUGCAGGAUUCAGGAGUGAAGCAGCUUCUUGUUCUUGUGAAGAGUCCAGACUGUAGACUGGAGACUCUGAGACUCAGUGACUGUAAUCUCUCAAAAAGAAGCUGUGAAGCUCUGUCCUCAGUUCUCAGCUCCCAGUCCUCUAAUCUGACAGAACUGGACCUGAGUAACAACAACCUGGAGGAUUCAGGAGUGGAGCAGCUGUGUACUGGACUGAAGAGUCCAGACUGUAAAGUGGAGAACAUGCUGAUGGAUCACCACAACCAGAGCAGCCCUCAGGACGACACCACGACAAGAACCUGGACGGGAGGAUCUGAGGGGAAAGAUUCAGGUGGAGAAAUCCCUCCUGAGAAAAUCUAA